AUGGAAGACUAUGUUCAGCUUAAUGAGGAGUAUAAGAUACUCAUGUGCCGACACUGUUGUAUCAGCAUCCGGCCAGGAAUAAGCAUUGAGCGACAUUUUCGACAAGAGUACCAACUCAAGGGCCCCGUGUUGCGCGAGAUCAUUGACUACUUUCAAAGCAUGGAGCUGAACGAUCCAGUGCAUGCUACGCUACCCGAAGAUGGUUUGGCACCGGUGGCACUGCUCAAGGUCCGUCACGGGUUUAGCUGCACGCAGUGUAGGUAUCUGACGGUUGCGCGCGAUAACAUUACCCGGCAUGGGCGAGAGGCCCGUGACAAGCAUGGGCAAAGCGCGCGUGGCGGGUGCAGCGGAGCCGUAGAACGAAGGGGGAACAGGCAGUACAUAGAUGUGCAGCUACAGUCGUGGCAACAGGGCGGACGCGCGCGGUACUGGAUUAUCAACGACGGCAAUGCUAACGCAGAGGGGUCAACAUUUACACAGGAGGCAGCGGCCAACCCGGGCCGUGGCGAGAGUGCUAUGCAGCGUAUGAUUGCCAAGUACGUCGAAACAUUCAGCAAAGACGACGCCGGGCGGCUCCGGAAAGGCGACAUCGAAGAAGGGUUGGAUCGCGACUCGCCGUGGGUGAAGCGGCUCCGAUGGGUACGGCACUUUGGGUCGCGGGACAAGCUCAGCAUAUUCAAGGCCGCCGAUCAUUAUCCAAUCUAG
This is a messenger RNA of Ilyonectria robusta, 705 nucleotides long. RefSeq lists its product as uncharacterized. Bases 1 to 705 code for a protein of 234 amino acids. Lineage: Eukaryota; Fungi; Ascomycota; Sordariomycetes; Hypocreales; Nectriaceae. The record is from RefSeq and is a predicted model, not a curated record. The transcript is spliced from 2 exons.